This is a messenger RNA of Lindgomyces ingoldianus, 770 nucleotides long. RefSeq lists its product as uncharacterized. The record is from RefSeq and is a predicted model, not a curated record. Lineage: Eukaryota; Fungi; Ascomycota; Dothideomycetes; Pleosporales; Lindgomycetaceae. Bases 136 to 714 code for a protein of 192 amino acids. The transcript is spliced from 2 exons.
GGCGAUAGACUUUCUUGCCUUUUAUUUUAGAUCACGUAUUCGCUCCGUUCGAUUCUCUUUUUUUUCUACAACCUUCGCUCCAAUCAACCGAAUCGUAUUUGAAAGUCUAUAAUUCAAUCAAACCCCACCGACAAAAUGCUUCCUCAGAACGUUAUCAUCCUGCUCGUGGCAGCCGUCUCCGCCGUCCCACUCAACAUCAACCUUGGCGCAUACUCACCCGCCCUGGUAGUCGGUGAUGGUGAAAUCUCACUGGGAUCGACGGAAAGCGCAUCGCGACUGAUGGAGACACUCGCGUCUGGGGCCGCAGCAAACGGCGGUGAGCAGCAAGGUCAACAAGCUAAAGCCCGCGACAUCGCCGCCCCCGCACCCAACGUCCGAACUAUCGAACACUUCGGCAAGCGUGAAGCUGCCGUAGCCGACGCCAAAGAGACCCUCGCUCUCGCCCAAGAAGCUAUGGCAUGGAUCAAGCGUGAUAUUGCCGGCUUCCGUGAAGCUCUGGGCUACGCCCGCGAAGCGAUGAAGGAUACACCCAAGAUCGAACUCGGUACUCCUGCGUCUGGUGUCGGUAUCACUGUUAAUGCUGGUCUCAACGUCCCUGCCAACUCCGCUGCCAACGGUGCACCAGCAGGUGGUGCUAGGCAGAAGAGGGACAGCCUCGUUGAGGAGGAGUCGGAGGCGCCCAAGAUGACUCUUGUCGCUAUCACCGAGGUCUGAAGUGGAAAAGAGGGGACUUAAUACAACUCUAGGGCACGUGUGGGGACUCAAGAAUG